AAAUCAACCACGUGAUGAGGAAUAUAGGCAUGCAUCAUUGUUAAGAGAUAACAUUGCAUUCGAAAUGUGGAAUGUGUAUCAAUCAUUAUAGGUUACAUAAUGCCGAAUAAGGGAAAUAAAACAGCAGAAACCAAUCAACCUUCGAAAGACAACUUAAGAUGGUCUGAUGAUAUGGAUGAAGUUUUGCUAAAUGCAUUAGCAGACGAAGCAUCGAAAGGUAAUAGGCAUGAUGGCUUGUGGACAACUGAAGCAUAUGCCAAUGUUGUCAAGACUUUGAGCAUAUCAAUAGGCCCUCACAUAACAAAGAAUCACAUAAAGAAUAGAAUGAAGACAUUGAAAGAUCAUUUUGCUGAGGCAUAUGACUUAUUUCAUCACUUAAGUGGAUUUGCAUGGAAUCCUGUAACUAGAAAGUUUGAAGCUGAAGAGGAAGUGUGGCAAGACUUCAUUAAGGAGAAACCACAAGCAGAAAAAUGGAGAAAUAUGCAAAUUAAGCAUUAUGAUACUUUGAAGGAGUUGUUCGGAGCUGAUAGAGUUACUGGUAAAGGGGCUGCUACGUCACGAGAAAGGAUUCAAGAAAUUGAUAGAGAUCACAUUGAUUUGAAUGACUCAUUUGAAAAUAUUGGAUUUUCUGACAUAGAUGUUAAUAGGGAACAUGAUACCCCAACGUUUUUUGCUAAUUUAGAUUCACCAAGUGCUCCUCAUAGUUAACCAAAUCAAUUAGGU
Messenger RNA from Arachis ipaensis, 723 nucleotides. Lineage: Eukaryota; Viridiplantae; Streptophyta; Magnoliopsida; Fabales; Fabaceae. The record is from RefSeq and is a predicted model, not a curated record.